AUGGCCAAGAUCCUCCUACUGAUCAUUGUUGCUAUUACACUCACCGCAGAAGCAGCUCCACACUCGGCGAAGCUCAAGAGGGCCUUCGAUGGUGUCAUGGCUGCUGCUCCACCAGGGAAUGAUUCCGAAGCCGCUGAAGCCGCCGUGAUGGAGCAGCAACUUCAAAUUCUAGCUGCUGUCGCUCUGGCAGAGAAAACAGGAGGUAAGGAGAAAGUUGUAAGCUUGACCGGUUCGUAUGAGAAAGCUGCCGACCAGGUCAUUGCGGCGCCACCAGCUGAUAAGCUCAAAGUGAUGAAGAAAGAAUUCACCGCGGUAACAGAUGCAGCAUGA
This is a messenger RNA of Miscanthus lutarioriparius, 330 nucleotides long. The record is from the annotation of a GenBank genome assembly. NCBI's taxonomy places the organism in Eukaryota, Viridiplantae, Streptophyta, Magnoliopsida, Poales, Poaceae.